AUGCAGGCAUUUCAGAAUGCGAUGGUGCUCUGCUGCUCUGCGCGACCUCGCGCAGCGAGCGCGAGCAACGGCAUCAAGUUCGCUUGCAACGGUCGAUCUGCAGCAGAUUCCAAAUUCGUGGAGCCUGGAUUGUCCACUGGAUCUGCAGUGAUCGCCCGCCUGAACAUGAGCGGGCCGGCACAGUACAUUUAUGGAGCAGUGACCUCUACAAAUCCAUUGACUAUUCUGGGCUGCGACGGCAAUUCGUACAACGCCACAGCCCUUGCAUGGGUUGCAGCUGCGAAAGACGAUGGAUGGCUGGCACCAUAUGGCAAGGAGUGGCAGCAGGCCGGUCGGCGCAUCUUUCUAAGGCUCCUGAAGGACGACGAGUGGGUCUCAGCCGUCGUCGGCGCCCGGCAGCCCGAGGAUGCCGACAGCUAUCUGCCAUUGCAAGGCGUAGACGGUCUUGCGGGGGUCGAUGUGCCACGAGAUGUCGGCAUGCUCUUCACGCCGCAUGAGGAGUGCCAGGAAGAGUUCGCGGGACUUGAACCAGGUCGUGGUGGCUGUCUUGUUGACCACCUCUCGAAGGCAUUCGUGCUGUCCGAGCACAAAUCCACCCAACGACUGCGAUGGGUUCAGAAAUGCCGGGAGGAGCCGCAAUACCCGAUGCGGUGUGUCUUCGUCCACCCCAGCAUUAAGAAUUUGGGCCUCCGUGAGUUCGUGAAGCGUUGCUACGAGAAGCGGAUAGAAUGCAAUGGCGACAUCCCCGCUCCAGAAAUAGUCAUGCUGCUGGGGCCACCGGCCGCGGGCAAAAGCUCCAUCCAGCGUUUGCCUCCUGAACAGGUGCCGCACGCUGUGAGAAAUACUGCCCGCUCCCUAAAAUACAGGGAGGAGGUCAACAAUGACAAUCUUUGCGACUGCAUGCCGGGCUUCCGCGAGCAGUUCAGCGUAGCAGUGGGCCUUCCCAAAGAACACCAGGCCGGAGGAGCCCUUUGGAAAAAGAUGAUGCGCCUGGCUCGAAAGGAUACGGAUACGGCAUCCAUGGACUUUGAUUGGGCGGUCAAAGCCCUGAGAGGCAGGUCGACUGAGUACAAGAGCGCCAUCGCAUGGGCAAUGCAAUGGCUGACCUAUGCGAUGUUUCAUCACGGGCCGGUCAGAGAUUCCUUGGCAUGGGACGUCAUCAAGGUCACAAUUGUCGACGCGCCCGAGCUCGCCGUGUACUACUCUUCGGUGAUGGCAGGGGCCGCUAUCGACCGAACGAUGCAGAUCCUGGAGUUGGCACACUCAAGUGUCACCCCCGUCGCUCACAUGCCACUGCGAGUGGUGGGUUUCUGGCCAUAUGCCAGCCAGGAAGCACGACAUGCCCGACAGCAAAACCGUCAUCGCCAGGAACGUGAAGACAAAAGACUUCUUGGUGGCAAUGUGGACGCCAACUUGGUGAACCUGCAUUUCCAUGCCCAGCAGGCAGAGUCGAACAUCUCCCGGAUGCUCAAGUCCCUGAAACUGGGGCAGCGGCCCACAGAUGAUGGGAGCAGUGAUGCUGCGACGGAAGUGAAGGUUGAUCACUUCAUCGUCAUCGACAACGAUUCGCCACAGCCGCGGAUCUUGCUCAACUUCACAGAUCAGAGCGUGGACCGAGCUCGGAAAUAUGCACAGGAAGAGAAGGUUGCUGCCAGGGAGCUCCUGACAGUGAUCGACCAGCUCCCUGAAUGGGAACUCUUCUCUUGCUUGGUUUUCCGAGCGGCUUCCUUUUUUCUACCCUCGGACGACGACCUGGUGACAAAAUGCGCCAGCAAGUGCAAGGAUGGCAAGGAAUCACUGCGAGAGCCAGAAUCGGUGCUUGCAGUGCUGCAGGAGCUGGACGAAACAGUCUUCAAAGUUCUGACCAAAGAUUCGCCGGCACUGGAGACUUCGGACAUGCGUCCUGCCUUCGCCAGACUUGAAAGCUCGUCGGAGCUCUCUGCAAUGAGCUCGGCCCAGCAGGCAACUCUCAAGGAGCACCUCACAGACCUGCGCAUGCUGUGUGUCAUCAGAGCCCUCCGAGAUGAAGAAGUCAACGAGGAUGCAAAGGAGGACGACGAUGCAGCUGAAGCUGCAGCUGCGAGCCCAUCAGCAGGGGCGGAAGCUUCCAUUUGA
Molecule: messenger RNA, 2115 nt
Organism: Symbiodinium sp. CCMP2456
Lineage: Eukaryota; Dinophyceae; Suessiales; Symbiodiniaceae
Source: the annotation of a GenBank genome assembly